Messenger RNA from Thunnus maccoyii (southern bluefin tuna), 13088 nucleotides. RefSeq names its product centrosomal protein 350 (gene cep350). NCBI's taxonomy places the organism in Eukaryota, Metazoa, Chordata, Actinopteri, Scombriformes, Scombridae. The record is from RefSeq and is a predicted model, not a curated record. The transcript has 37 exons. The coding region runs from base 362 to 9871 and encodes 3169 amino acids. Gene Ontology annotation, biological process: microtubule anchoring. Gene Ontology annotation, cellular component: centrosome. Gene Ontology annotation, molecular function: microtubule binding.
CCGACCCGUCUUGGUUGCUCCAGUUUCACCGUUGAGAAACAUCAACAUAGUAACCCGGGAAAGGCGACCUCAGACGCGGGUAGCCACAUUUCUUUUCCAGGAAUCCCACAGCUGAGACUGGGUAUUUGGUUGCCCUGGAUGAAGGCAAAAACAACAACAAACGGGUACAUGUCGCUGAAAAAGUUGCUACAGCUCAGUUGGCACAACUGGUAGCUAAUGUUCCGCUGGCUAACGCUAACGUUAGCAAACAGACUGCUGAACCAAACUGAACAAGUUUGAAGAAGUUAGGAUUUUACUGAUCAUGAAACCACCAGCAUGAAUGUGGACAUCUAGACACAUCGGGUCGUUUCCGUAAAGGUGAAUGAGAGAGAUGAGGAGCAGCAAGAGGACUGAGGCGUCUCUUAAAAGCUCUGCUCAGCAGCUCACUGAUCACAAUAUUGGCACAGAGCCGACAACUGCAUGGAAAAGUUUGGCUCAGUCCAAAGCUGCUUUGCGGCACAUAGAAAACUGUCUAGAGGCAACUCCAGGGUCAUCGGUUCUCCUGGACUCUGUCAUGGACCCCCCCAAGAAGAAAUCCUCCAGAACAGUCCGCUGCAGGGAUGGACGACAAGUUGAUGACAUUGGAGGGUCUUCAAAGCGCAGGGGGCGUAGUCAGCAAAGUCCAGAAAAGAGCAGCUCACGCAGCCCGCUGAGAAAUGCCACCCAGGACAGCAAUGUCCGCAAGAACAACAGCGUGGAGUUCAGGGAACCGCUGGCCUCGUACAGAGAGGCCACCCCGCCACCACAUCCCUCCUCUCAGCUGGAGGCCUACAGCCUGCAGUCAGUGCCAGGGUCUUCAUACCCAACCUCUCCACCUCCCUCAGAUCCUCUGCUUAGCCAGCUGGUCUACCAGCGAGACACCAGGGACAAACAGACAGACAGGGACCUGGACAGCACACACUCCUCGGCUCUGGAGAGCACCGAGGUCCGCUACCUCAAUGACCAGCCAGCCUUGGACACCCUGAGGACUGUUGCAAACUUGUCACAUCCGACAGGUGUAAGAGUCCCUGCAAGGGAGGGGGCUAAGGAGGACAGCACUCCCAAAGCACAAUUUUCCCGGAGCAUGGAUAGCCAAGAGUCAAGCCCAUGUCUAGCUCCAGCCCCAGGCUCCAUUCGCCGAGGGGAGAACACUCCCUCCACCAGCCCUGGCUCAGCCUCCCAGCGGUUGGAGAACCUGAGGCGACAUCAGCCUGAUGAUAAGCUGGAGAAGCUCAAAGAGCGUAUUCGAAGGCAGAGACAACAUCUGGAGGAGGCUGCAGAGAGAGAGAAGCUGCUGGGUUAUCUGGAACAGCCCAUAAUGGCACCUGUGGGGAGUAACAAUGGCGGUACAAGCAACAUGCCUACAGCCAAAAUACGGAAAGUAGCAGCUGCACCGCCGGCACCUAUAUACAAAGGUUUCAACAGUACUGAGACAAAGAUCCGGACUCCUGAUGGGAAAGUUUGGAAAGAGGAGGAGUAUCAUAACCUCAGUAGAGAGAUAUACAGAGAUUUGUCCCGACAGUUUGCUGAGAGUACCAGAUCCAGGCAUCAGCAGCAAAGGGAACAGAGAACAGACAGGCCCAAAGACAGGAGGGCUCCCAAACCAGUGAGGAAGGUCCACAGAGCUGCUCCCGCCUCUGACCUAAAUGCAAAACCAGUAAUUAGCCCUGCUUCAUGGCGGGAGGGCCAAAAGCUGGUGAAGAUGGUACUGGGUCCAGUUCCCAGGCUGUCUAGAGAGGACACGUCCCAGCCAGAUGAUAGACUGAGCAGAACAGCUUCCCGUCACCGCUCCAGUUCACACCCAUGCUCAGAAUCAAACCAACGAUCUCGUCCUAACAGCACGGAAAGGUCUCGCAGUGCAUUUCAGGGGCAAUCCAGAGGCCACUCCACAACCCCAUCUACCCCCUCAUCUGCAGCUCAGGACAAGGCACCAAUGGGUGUAAGCACAGACCUGUUGUCAGCAGACAUCCAGGGGAUACUUAACGACCUUCAGCUGGAGUGCAAAGCAGCGGAGAGGGAGGAGAGGGCCCGACAAAGGUCCCGGGGAGGGAACGGUGGUAGAAGAGGGAGAGGAGGAUCAGGGUCACGAACAAGGACUCCAGUCUCUGCUUGGGGAACUACUGUGCCAACAGGUAGCUCCUCAAGAGGCUGCCGCAGCGCCAGCCCCACUACACACAGACCAGAGACUGUUAACAUGGCUCACACAGGGCAGAAAAAGCGCCAUUAUGAUGCAGAUACCGUUCGUCAGUACAUUGCCAGGCAACAAGAGGACAGAAAGAGGCGUCAAGCUGAAGAGAAGAGGGCAAUGAGAGAGGAGGCAGAAAAGAGAAACCAGAGGCUGCAGGAGCUGUACAGGAAGCAAAGAGAAGUCGCUAAAACAGUGGCCCUUCCCAGCGAGUCACCUGUAGCCCCUGUACAAAAGCGAUUACAGGAGACCUACAACAAAUUGCUGCUGGAAGAGGCCCAGCUGGGCGAGGAGGCUACACAGUUGCAACCUGCUGCUUCUUCUAGUCAAAUGAGGCCGAUGUACCAGCCCUCAGGAGAGUCGGAUAAAGAGAAUAAAAGACUAGAGCCACCACAGAGCCCCUCAAGCAGUGAUAGGUCUUUGAAUGAUCAGCCACCUCCUCCAUUGUCCAGGAAUGAUUUGGAUGUUGGAGUUUCCUCCUUGUUUCAACCAGACCGCCUGAGCCCAGCUGUUCGACCUAGCACUGGUCCCAAUAGCAGUGCACUAGCACCUGCUAGUGACCAUCUCCUCUCUCAGCUUCUCAGGCUGGAGACUGCGAUGGCAGCUGGUGACAUCAGGCACACCCAGCGGCCAGCCACAGCACCUUCCAACAGGUCGCAGUCCAAAAUGUCCCGCAUAGAGACCAUCAAGGCCACAGCCGCAUCCCUCUCUAACCGUAUAGAGAGUGAGGCACGGAAGCUUGCUUGGGAAGGAAUCAACUAUGGUACAGCAACUUCAAUGGACGUGGAUUCUAUUUUGCCUCCUAGGUCCUCUCAGGCUAAUCUUGAUGAUGGAUGCUGGGCAGAAACAGCUCUUCGUGCCCCGACAGAAAAUAAUGACAUGGCAUUUACAAUCCAGAGGAUUUUGACUAGCACAGGUCAUAGCUCAUACAAUGGCACUGCUCUUCCAGGAGCAGGAAAUCUGCACACCUUCAGGGGACAGAAAGAAAAGAAUGGUACGCACCCCAGUUUGAUCAAUCCACAAACAACUUCUGCUGAUCUAACAGGGCACAUCAUUAACAGUUAUACACAAGAAAGGAGGAAGCUCGUCAAUGGCUCAGAGAAGGUAGAGAGAAUAGAUAAAAUGCCACAAAGGAGGGAAUAUGGAGCAGUGGAGGACAAGGGGGAGAAACGGACAGAUCUCCAUGACUCGAGUGCAGGUUCCAUUAGUGAGGGUCCCCUACUGAGUGAAGGGAGUUUCUCUGAGGAUGAAGUAAGCCCCCCUCACCCUUCCAGCCAUCGUGUACCUAGACCAGCAGAUUGCCUGGAGGCAGUGGACUACUGUGCGGGUCAAAGAAGAGAUUACCAGCGUCUCUCCGAGUUCCAGAGGGAGGCAGCAAAGUGCUCGGCCUUCAGCCCAACCUUUGCUCAGCAGGACGGCAGCAAAGCAGCCUGGGAGGAGCUGAACAAAGGAAGCCCUCUAAGUGUAAUCAACAUUUUCACUAAGAACCUUCAAGGCCAUCAUAAAGCGAGUGAGAGGAACUCUCCCUCUGCCCAUUCUGUGCACUCUGGAAAUUACCCCAGAGACGCAGCAGUCUAUGAAGAUGACUUUGUGUCAUCUCAUAGCAGCGGAGCCAGUGGUCAGUUAAAGAGAGGCUCCAAUUCACCGAGCAUGAACAGUCACUUUGAGGAGCUAAUGAGGAGGUCUCCUUAUGAGAAAAAUACAGGAGGCAUCAAUUCCCACCAUUCAUCUAUUCACUCACCGCAUCUUUCCUCGGGCUCUGCAUCUGGAUCCUCACCCCUUUCAAAGCACUCCACUAGAAAAAGAGGCACACCAUCAGACCAAAGUGAUGCCACUCUGGUGGAAGAGCAGAGGAGUUCCUGCUCACCCCCUUCAGAAGCAUUAUCCUCUGACUCCAGGAAGAGGGGCUCAGAAAAAAGCUCUGCCCACAGUCAAGCCAAGAGUGUCCACUCUAAUGACACACUAGGGGAGGCUUCAGGGCAUUCUCACCACAGUUUGGGGCUGGAUGGUAAGAAGUCUCCAGCAGCACAGCCCAGACUGGCUUCUCCCUCUGGCUUUCCAGACUCUGGUUCUCCUCCAGGAGCAGGCUCUCCCAGUGAGCCUCUGAGAGGUGGCUCUCUGCUCGGGGCAGCUAACCUGAAUACAGGUACCUCAGCUCGCAGUGGAAGAGCAGAGACCAGGACCACAGGUGAACUACAAUAUUCGCCUGCUGUCUUGCAGCAGCGUAUGACAGCAGAGCUCCAGUACCUGGAAUCCAUUGAGGAGUCAGUCCGACAGCUGGGGGACGUGGAAAGGCUGAUGGGUGUGUCCAUGGCUCAGCAGGAGAGCGCAUCAUUGGCCCAAAUGCUCAAGGCCAAGCAGCAGCGCCAUGAGCGUGACCUUUACGAGUUGAAGAUCAAGGCUGAGAGAGAAGCUCUGGAGACAAAGUUACAACUGGAGGAAAACAAGCAGAGAGUGGCCAGGGCUCAUAUUGAACUGCAGGAAAGCUUGGCGACGACUCAAAAACAGACUUUGGAGGGCCUCCAGGAUGCAACUACAAAGAUGAUGAGUCAACAAGCUGAGGCAGCACGGUACACAGCCGAUGCUGCCCGCCACAUCAAAGAGAUGACAGAAUUGGCGCAGUUGCAGAUCGCAGGAGCUUUGACUGUCCCUCCUGUUGCCACUGAUUCCUCCACGUUGAACCAGCACCAGCGGGGAGAAGAGCAGAGCUUCUAUACAGAGGAGCAACAGGACAAAUCUGAUUCUGACAGCUUCCAGAGUCAGGGGUCAAGCAGAAGGACCAGGCCAGAGGAACCACUGUCUUCGCUGAACAGCCUCAGUCACUCUGACUCUCUAUCCUUCAGAAGACCCACCAUCAGUGGAGCAGACUCUAGCAGCCACCAUAGCACAUCGCAUGUGUCCUCAGACCAUAGGGAGCGGAUGAAAAAAGAGGCGGCGGAGCACAAAUGGAGGAGGACGGAGAGGGAACCCGGCAACAGUUCCAUCGAGGAAGAAGUUCCUACAGCAGCUAAUGACUCCCUCUGCAGUGACAGCAUCCUUUCUGUAGUGGAUGAGAAAGGAGACAGUACAUCAGUGGCCACAGAGUACUCUCUCAAGUUUGAUGAGUCCAUGACGGAAGAUGAGAUAGAAGAGCGCUCCUUCCGCUCUCUGCUGCCGUCUGAGGCGCACCGCCGUGGGACUUUGGAGAAGAAGCCCCGCCACCAUGAGGAAUCAGAGGACGACGGUACCAAUCACAACACGACGUUGGUUCCUGGGGCACACAGUAUCUUAAAGGAUGCGAGCAUUACCUUCUCUGGUGGACAGGACAGCUUUUCCCAGUUCACCAUGGACAUGGUGCGUCAAUACAUGAAGGAUGAGGAGGUGAGACUGCAGCAUCAGAGCUCUCUGCUGCAUCUUCGCCAGAAAGCUCUCAAAGAGAAGACCAGGACCGAGCUUGCUUGGCUCGAACACCAGAAAAAGAGGCUGAGGGACAAGGGGGAGGAUGACAAAAUGCCACCUCUCAGGAAGAAGCAGAGGGGCCUUCUGAUGAAACUACAGCAGGAGCAGGCUGAGAUCAAGCGGCUUCAGGAGGCCAACAAAGCAGCGAGGAAAGAAAGGCAGCUGUUACUAAAGCAGCAGGAGGAGAUUGAGCGGAUGAGAAAUUCUACACUGAGACUGAAGGAGCGUCUCAAAUGUGCUGGGGGUGAAGUGCCAUCUGAGACUCCAGUGUCAGAGACCCCUGUGUCAGAGGCAGCGUCCUCCAACAUGAGGCAUUCUGAUGAUGUCCGCAGCCCCUCUCCCUCGCUCUCCAUCUCUGGAAGUGAGACGAGCAGCAUCAUGCAGAAGCUCAAGAAGAUGCGCUCUCACAUGGAUGAAAAGUUCCUGACAAAGCGGGAGCAGCAGCUGAUGCAGAGGCGUCACCAUGCUGAGGAGCUGCUGCAGUGGAAACAACGGCUGGACCAAGAAGAGGCAGAGGUCCGCAGGAUUGAAAAGGAAGCCCUGGCUGUCUGGGAUAAGGAUCAUGCCAUGUCAGAGAGUCAGAAAAAGGAGAUCUCUGACACUAGUGCCAGUACCAGUCACCACCGAAGCUCAGAGCCAAGAACUGACAGUGAGAAAGAAUAUGUGAGUGAGGGCGACUGUUCCUCAGUGACACCUGAGUCCAGUAUACACACAGAGGGACAGCUGUCCCAGCAAUCAAGAAGCCCAUCCUCAGCACAGCCUGCAUCAGUCCCUGAAACACCUUUGGGCUCCAUCCAGAGCAGCCCUGCAAAUUACUCUCAGGACUUCACUUCAGCUUCACCCAAUGUGGUGUCUUCUCCAUUCAAAGUCAGCCACAGCCCUACUCCCUCUCCUUCGGAUGGCAGCAGCAAAACGAAAAUGCAGCUUCGCUCGUCUUCCAGGACCCCCAACCAGACCCGAAUUCAGCCCACUGACACCCCCGUGGCCACUCAGACUGAACCCAUUUCAGACCAGAGUGACAUAGAGAGUCGUAUCACAGCCCUGAAGGAAGAACUCAGAAAACGAAAGUCUAUGGCCUACCAGCUCAAGAAAGAGCAGAAGAAGAGGAACAAGGAGCGCCUGAAGGCACAGGAGGCUAGCCUACUGAAACAGCUGGAGAACUAUAACAACUUCAUUGAGAAAACAAAGGCAGAACUGAACAAGGAGCCAGACUCAACACCUGAUACCAAGUCCCAGGUCAAAGAUUCCACCUCAGUCGCGGAGCAGUCCAGUAUUAAACUGCAUGCUCACAGGUCCGAAACCAGCAAAAUCUCUGACUCUGAAAGGGUACAAAUUGAUGCUUCAUUAGACCACAAUGCCCUUCCUCAACCAGAUUAUAGUAGAUCCACCUCAGUGCCUGAAGAAUUGUCUGAAGAAGACCUACCAACGGUCACUCCAACCCCAGUACAUGGCAGCCCAGAGGGUCUGACCUCAGCACUGAGGAGCCAUCAGUCCACAGAGAGUCUUUUAAGACCUUCCUCUAAGGAAGCUCAGGCACAGAUAAUAGAGUCUGCGGAUGAGAACCUUGUGUCUGAUCAAAGAUCUGACAUUCAGGAAGAGCUGGAGGUAGAAGUCAGCGACAGGUUGGAGGAUCAACAUUCUGAACGUCUUCUCAAACUAGAAGAGGAAGACCGACUUGACUCCCAGGACAAUCUGUCUACUUCUAACCAUGACUCCCCAUCCAUAAGUAAAGAACAUCCAUCUCUUAGCCUAGAACAAGAAAAACAAAUAAAGAUGAGGGAAUCAUCUGAAUUAGUGGAAGCUGUAAAAUCUAUAAUUGCCUCUAGCAAGUCACAUUCAGCUGCAUUGGAUCUCAAAACCUCACAACAUCGUAGUGUCAGCCCCUCAUUCAGUGACCAUUCCCGUUCCCCUUACUCGGAUGCCUUCUCAUCAAAGGAGGCAGCACCCAUAAAGGAUGUCGAGGCCUCUUCUCCCUUGGCAGAUGGAUAUCAUGAUGACUUUGAGUCAUCAGUGGAUUCAUCGCCCAGGGAGGAGCGUCAUAGUUCCAAGCCCACUUCUCCGAUGUCAGUUUCUCCUACUGAAAUCAAGGGUUCAAUAAAGGACUCCCCUAGCAGGGCCACGCUGUUUGACAGCCAAGACGAGGAGGUAGAGGAGGAAAUAGCUGAAGAACUGAGUCACCAUUCGGGGACUAGUGGUGCUAGCCAUCAAUCUGGAAAACUGUUAGAUCUUCAUAAGCAGACAGAAGACUUAAAGCAUGACAGCAAGAGUUUUAAUUCCAGCCACUCACCCCCCAUCUCUGCUUUGCAGACCCCCCUCUCUCCUGUUGUAGAUGAAAUGCUAAGUUUUAACAUUGGAGACCGAGUGCUCGUCGGCGGUGUUCAACCCGGCACUCUGAGAUUUAAAGGUCCUACCAGUUUUGCCAAUGGCUUCUGGGCCGGUGUGGAAUUGGAUAAGUCUGAAGGCAGCAACAAUGGCACUUACGAUGGGGUGGUUUACUUUGAGUGUGAUGAGUGCCAUGGUAUCUUUGCUCCCCCAGACAAGAUUACACACCUGCCAGACAAAUUUGAGAUCUACACAGACACCACAGAGGACGAGGACUCAUUCUUUGAUGAUCUGUCAGAUAAAGGUGGAGAUAAACGUAAAACAGAUGAGGACAAAUCCUCAAAACAAGGAAAUUUGGAGAAUAAAAAUGGACAAACUUCUCACAAGGACUUUGGGUCUGGAGACAAAAAGGUUACAGAUGAGUCUGAUGCUCCAUAUCAGCACCACACAUCGAAAGGCGUAUCCCACCUCAAUUCACAGCAUCACAAAGAAUCAAAGCCUCCCAUUGCUAAUGGAAAGAGCAGGGACAUAAUCUUGGACUUUGAAGAUGUACCAACCACUCUCCUCAUCUCUGACAUGGACAGGAUUGGCCUCGGGAAGCAGAGUCAGAAGGAGAUUAUUGCCUUUGUUGAGAGUGAAGAUGUAGACUCCAACCACCAGUUAACUCCCACUUCCACAGAUAUCAGGGAUGAUAAGCCAGAACAGAAAGAAAGAGUUAUACUGGACACAUUUGCAGACCAGUUCCUCAACAACUUUGUGAAAGACACAGUGAAGCAGUUUGCUCAGAUUAAAAAGGCUAAAGAGCAGAAGAUAGAAGCUGCCAACCAGAUAAAUGGAGACCUCUUUGAAAAUGUUGAAGAAGAAUGGAUCUCUUCAGUGGAACAAAAAGAUGGUCUGCCUUUCUUUCUGCCUACGGAAAAAGAGGAACUUUCUUCUCCAGAGCUGUGUAACCGACCAGAGAGUCCUGUGUUGGGGGCCAGCGGUCAAGAAGAGCUUGCCAAGCGGCUAGCGGAGCUGGAGCUGAGCCGUGAACUGCUAGAUGAGCUGGGUGACGAUCAGGACUGGUUCGAUGAGGACUUUGGUCUCAGCUCUCGCAGGGAACAGCAGAGGCUCAAACAGAAACAGAGAGAGGAAGAGGAAGAGGCAAAGUUGGGAGGAGCAGCCCUUGGAGGGCUCAUCUCAUCAUCAGGUGGGGAACAGCAGGCAAAGACUCCACCUAGACCUGAGCUUCCUCUUCCCAUGCCUCCUAAACUACCAGAGCAGCCUGCCAUGGUGGUGCCCCACUCAGCCACAGAGGUAGAAAAGAUGGUCCAUGCUGCCACUCAGGAGAUCUGGGACAGCUGUGGCCUGGGGAAGGAGGGAACACCAACAUUUGCAAAACUGCCCUACCCCAAACCUUCACAAGAGUAUUUGGGUAAAGAGGCCAGCAGCCAGGACCAGGAGGGCCUCUGCAUUCGCAGCUACAGAAAGGCUGUGUAUGACCUUACAUGGGAGAUCCUUCAGGAUAUCUAUGCUGAAGACCCCAAUGCUGAUCAGCCUCAGUGGGUCAAACCACGACGUGCCAAGUCCUCCUUUUUCCACAGAGUGAAGACACCAGGAGACAUCACCAAAAUCCAGGAAUUCAUCUCAGCAGAAGUACUGAAAAUGUACGGUCUAACAAAAGAUCACAAUCAGAAGACCGACUGGCAGAAGAUGCUCAAAUUUGGUAGAAAGAAAAGGGACAGAGUCGAUCACAUACUGGUACAAGAACUCCAUGAGGAGGAGGCCCAGUGGGUCAACUACGAUGAGGACGAGCUGUUUGUCAAGAUGCAGUUGGCAGACAGUAUCUUUGAUGCUUUGCUGAAGGACACCGCAAACGUUCUGAGUCUAAUCUCUGAGAAGAGAGCCAAAAGAGGCACCCUCUCCUGACAGCUUUCCUGCUUUGGUUUUAAACUACAACCUCUAGCUCAAUCCCAGUAUUUUCCUCCCCAGUAAAUUCCAGCCAACCCACCACCGCUCGGUCUUCCACCAGCUGAUGUGCCAACAGCAACCCUCAGAUGCCUUCAGUUCCAGCAUUACCUCUCAGCUAAACAACUCCUACUUAUUUCUGUGACUUUGAUUUGCUGAUUUUGCUUCAGCUAAUAGUUUUUGUAAUUUGUUUUACACACAAAACGCCUCUUGAGCAAUCCAGCCUUCUUAAACCGUAACACCAUCUAGUCUCAGUUCUCACCUCCUGCACUGGUCCUUUUGUAAUUGCCAGUUGGAGAAUGAGUAGAUGUUUUGAUAGGAUGGACUGUGCCAUUUGGUUAGCAUUUAGUCCAUCAGUGCUGCUAAGUUUAUUGUUCCAUAGUGUACUGUUAUAUAAAAUCCACUUGGAACAAAAGUAGGUUGUUAUAUUUUGUAUUGAAUCUUAAAGUAAAUAUAUAUAUGGGUUCAAAAAUUGUAAUAAAGUAGCAGAUAGAAAAUAUACAGUGUAGUCCGCAAGUGUUUGGACAGUGACACAUUUUCUGUUGACUUUGUACUCAAGCACAUUGGACUUGAAAUCAAACAGUAACCAUGGAGUUGAGCUUUCAGUGUUUACAUCCAUAUCAGUGUAGUAAUUAUAGCCUUUUUAUUCAUAGUCCACUAAUCUUAGGGGACUGUAAACUUGUAAGCCUUAAAUUUAAAAACAUGACUGAAAUCUAGACGUCAGCAGACUCUCCUCAUCUUCCCUGGUGAUGCCCGUCGCUGUGCUGCUGCCAUCUUUACUUCUUGCUUUUUGGGGGGAAUUUUGCCUUCAGUCCAGUCCUCAGCAACUACAAGACGUGCUCUGUUGGACUGAGGUCAGGUGACUGACAUAGCCAGUCAAAAAUAUUCCAUUGUUUGGUCUCCUGUCAAAAACUCAUCAUCAUGCUGCAUUUGUAUACAUUCCCCUAAUUUCAUUCCCAUACCAAGUAUGGAUGUUUAUUUUAUGGAUGAUUUGACUUCAUAAUUGCUCUAAACAACUAAAAAAUGUGUCACUGAUCUAAAACCUGUAGACUGUGCUGUAGUGAAACGUCACUGAGAUCAGAUAUUGUGUGAAACCUCCUAAAUAUAUUAUUUAUUGUGUGAAAAUGUUUGAUUAAAGGAGAAAGGAACAUUUGGAAUUGUAAAUGAUCUUGUCAAAAUAUAGAGAAGAGAUAAUUUUAACAUUGUGUAAAAUUGUAAAAAAAAAAAAAAAAAAAAAAAAUUGAUAAAAGCACAAACUUUAAUGUGAAUGUGAACAUGGCAAUACAUUAUGUAGGCGAUUUCAAAGAAUGCUAUUGAAACCAGAGAAGAACAUGGGAACAGUUUUAAUAUUUAAAAGUUGUAGUGUUCAUAAUUAGAAACUGUUUGUAUGACUUAUUGUGGCCACAGCUGUCCAGUUGGUCAACACAAUCACUGUGUCCCACUUCUGUGCUAUAUGUUAAUAUUAUGAAGCCUACACAUACGUUACUGUAUGCACUAAUGUUAACCGUUGGAAAACAUCUCAUACAGCCUGCAAGGAGAAUGCUUGUCCACUGAUUUGAGGUUUAUUACUGUUUUUUUUCUGUGCUGUAACUGAAGCUUUUGCACCCCAUUUAAGAUUGUUUUUCACUGUCAAUAGCUCCUCAGUAGUUGUGUGUUCGACUACUCACAUUGUGUGACAGUGUCCCAUCAACACCAUGCUCAAAAAUCCACUUGAGCGUAAAGACACUACAUACUCAAAACACAGAAAUGAUAUAUAUAGUAUGCAAGUGGGACACAAAAGAACGGCAGUAGGCUUGACUUGAUAUUUUUUAGAAUCACAUUUUAGGACCGUACUGAAAUGCUGGAUUUGAGCCUUACUUAUCUUACAGCCCUUUUUCCUCUCUAUGUCCUUCGAAAAAACACCUGUAGUUGUCUCUUCAUCAGUUGUCCUGGUAAAAGUUGCUGUAGCAGAACCGUUUUGAGUAAUUUUCAUUCAAAACACAUAUAGUCGUGUACCAGCAUGGCUGUGAAACAUUUGGCUUCACAGUAAUCGGCAAAAUCGGCAGAAUGUAGCCUGGACAGCAAAGGUAGUUUUUCCUCAAUAUUCGGUUUAAGUGCCUCUUUAAGUUCAGUUUCUAACAAACCGUUUCAAUGUCUCAACAUCUCUUGGACCUAUUUUUCUUUGAAUGUCUCUUUCAACUGCUGUAAACUACCAUUUUCUAAAUGAUCCUGAAAUGACUGCUCUCCCCUCUGACCGGUUUAACAUUACUUCAGUUUCCGCCUUAUCGGUCUUUCUGUAUCAAAGCAUACUGUAGUUGAGGAAGUUUCUUAAACCUUCUCAUUUUCCUGUGCCUCAGCUUGAGGAAAUGUUUGUAUUGCUAACAAAAUGACUCACUCUAAAUGUAAUACCUGCUUCUUUUCCAUGUCAGCUCCUGUAUCUGUCUGUAUAGACACAGCUGAGUCAUUUUAUUGAUACACUGUAUCAGGAACUAGUUUGUGGAGACUCCACACACACACAAUGUCUCCAGCUCACAGCUGCACAGGGCGAGUCACAGGACUAGUGUGGCUGAGCACGUAGGACUGUAUCCAAGGCCUUAUUUUGGUCCUCUGUCAGUGCUGCUUUGAUCCAACAAACUGUGUACGAACUCAUCCUCGUAUGUGUGACAGAGCUUGUUAAUCCUCACUGACUGUUUUGAGCUAAAGUGACCUUAAACUGAGUACUUAUAGUCUUUUUUUUUUUUUCUAUCGUCAAUGUUUUAACUGUUGCUACGAUAUAUGUUCAAACUGUAAGUUAUAUUAUGUAGAAAAAGACCAAAAAGAACAUUUGAUACCAAUCUCUCCAUGCUGUAUGACUUGUAUGUCUGGUCUGUAGGCAUAUGUAAUCUAUAAUGGUUGACAUGAUUUUCUGCCAGGCUUUAUUGCAAACCCUCUAGGAUUGUCCUCUUGAACUGAUUGUAUGUGGGAGGAAGUUAAGUUUCCCCUUUUGUAACUAUGCAGUACUUGGUCUUAUGCAUUAUUUUCUAUGUAUGGACCAAACAGCUCAAACUUCUGCUGUAGUCUGUAGAUUUUAAAAAAUCUUGAAGUGUGAAGCUGUUUGGUGUAAAGUGGAGUGGCUCCUUUCUUCACAGACUUCGAUGGAGCAACUUUAACUUUAAGAGUGUCUUUUGAUCCUAAUAAAUCUAAUGAAUUAAAAAAAAAA